AUGCAAAGUGCAGGCGCAGCCCUUCCCCGCAAGGGCGGCAGCAGCGGUGGCACGGGCGUCGCGGUGGUCACCGCAGGGCUGCUACUGGAAACAUCCCUCGGGCCCCUCGCGGUCGACCUCUUUGGCGCGGACUGCUCUGCGCUGACGGCGAACUUCGUGAACCUGUGCAGAGCGCAGCUGUGGAACGGCGCGGUGGCGACAGAAGUAGUGCCGGAGGUGGCGGUGUUCUUCUCCCUUGCCGCAGACCCAGUGUACAAGGAGCUGCUUGAAAAGCUGCUGCGCUCGCAUUCGGCGGCUGUAGCGGCAUCACCUGGCCCAGGCCCGCUGAACUUCUGGAGUCUGCUGCCCAGACAGGACCGUGUGGAGGGUGAUGCGUCGCCGACGGCGUCCAUCGCCACCGCGUCCUUGCACAGUCACGCUGCAGCCUCUGCUCCUUCAACUGCUGACCCCGUAGAGCAGCAAGAGACGGCAGUGCGGCGGGCGAUGCAACAGGAGGCACGGCUGUGCAAGCGGCGGCGUUGUGUCGGGCUUGCUCCGUCUAGGACCGGUGGCAGCAACACCAAAGGCGGCUAUCAACCAGUGUACGUGCCCGCGUCUGGCAACACUGGCGCAGCUGUCGUCACUAACGCAGCUCACGUGAGUGCUUUGCCGAGCGCCAGCUCGCCUUGCACGGUAUGCCGCGCCGGAAGCCUGCUCGUGGAUGCAUCAGCGCCCACACUGCGCUUCGGUCUCACGCUGUCUGAUCGCACGAUGGACUUCCUCGACAAGCAGUACAUCACGGUUGGCGUGGUGCGCGAGGGCGAGGCGGUACUGCGCCGGAUACGUCGUGCCCCAGUCCGCGACCGCUGCGGAGACGGCGCACCGACGACGACUGACACCAACCCUUUGGCAGCUGUUGACAUUGUGGCGGGCCGGCCGGCGCUGUCGUGGCCGCGGCCCGUGCGGAUGCUGCGCGUGAAGCGAGCGACGGUGCUUCCCACAGCUGGUACCGAGAAGUACGUGGCAGUCCCUCCCUCGGCGUGGUGGGGGGUAUCGUCGACGAUGGGCAGCGCAGACGCCAUGGAGCAGCAGCGGCAGCAGCGGAAGCGCACGGCAGCGGCGCUGCACCAAGCCGGAUGCUUCGAAUGGUGGGCCUCGGAGGCGGCUGUGCGCGCUGCUCACCGUCAGUUAGUGGAUCUGGUGCGGACCAGCCUCGCGGCGCACGGGUAUGUGGCCAUUGCGCGUCCCCGCACCGUUGCAGAUGCGUCCAUAUACGUGCAGACGGCUGCCGCGCCAACAGGGAAGCAUGCCGCGCAGCCGCUUAUUGUGGUCGCCGCUGCGCCAGCGCAGACGAGGAGUGACGACGACGCUGCUACGGACCUCGGUGAGCUGGAGCUGGUGUGCAACCCGCACUACGCUGGUGACUACUUGAGCUCCGAGGACGACGACGCGGAGGGGUUCCACGACGGGGGCCAACAGCCUCGUCGCAGCGCUGCCGCGGCGCUCUCGGCGAAGCAGUUGGAGGAGCGCCGCAAGAGCUUCAUGCAGCAGCACCAGGAAAAGGCGAACGAAACGCUCUCGCUCAUGCUGAACUUGCUGAACGGCGUGGCCGACGUGCGGGGCGACAUCAAGCCACCGGACAACGUUCUGUUUGUGUGCCGGUUGAACCCUGUGACGACAGGCGAGGGGCUCGCGCUCUGCUUCUCCCAGUUCGGCCGUGUCACCUCCGCCGACGUCGUUUAUGACGUGAAGACAAGGCAGUCUCUGUGCUACGGCUUCGUCGAAUUCGAGAGCGUCGAGGCGUGCUUUCGGGCCUUCCAGAAGAUGGACCGGGCUCUCAUCGACGACUGCCGUAUCCACGUCGACUUCUCCCAGUCUGUGUCGAAGCUGUGGGCGCAGCGGCAGCGGGACAUGCGGAAGCGUGGCCGCGUUGCUUUGGAGUGA
This is a messenger RNA of Leishmania mexicana MHOM/GT/2001/U1103, 1923 nucleotides long. RefSeq lists its product as hypothetical. Gene Ontology annotation, cellular component: nucleus. Lineage: Eukaryota; Euglenozoa; Kinetoplastea; Trypanosomatida; Trypanosomatidae. Gene Ontology annotation, molecular function: RNA binding. The transcript has a single exon. The coding region runs from base 1 to 1923 and encodes 640 amino acids. The record is from RefSeq and is a predicted model, not a curated record.